AUGCCACAAAGAAGGCAACUAAAGCAUAUUUUGACCGUUCGAAAAAAGAAAAUUUAUGAUGCUCUCCAAUGGCUUAAUCAAAAAAAUCCACUGUAUCGAUAUAUUACAAUUAAUCAGUCAACAAUCGAUAAAUUACCUGAUGACGACGUGCCAGAGUGCUUGUGGGCAACAAUGGAAAUUUCAAAUAAUACGGAAGCGGCUGAAAGUGAAAGGUCAAGUUACAUUCCUGAUCCUUUGGCCAAUGCAUCUGAAUCCAAUACUACAACAACUGUACCAAUAACUGCAAGUGCUGUUUUAGAUGUUAACGGUACUACAGUUUCGUCUGAUGACGUUGCUGAGCACCUUUUAGGACAAAUGAAGAUACGAGUGUCAGAUAAAACGCUCGAAAGACAAUCAGAGGAACGUGCGAAACAAGAUCCCGUAUACAUGAUUCCUCGUGGUAACAAACCGGCCAAUGAAUAUUCUAAUCCAAACCUUUUAUUGGGUGUCUUUCCCACACUUUUUCCGUAUGGAUGUGGUGCACUUGAAGAUUGUUCUCGGCCAGUUCAAAUCAAUUUUCGUGAGCAUGUGCGCUAUCUUCUUUCGUACGAUGAUCGUCGUUUUGAAGAGCACUACUCAUUCAUAUUCGUUCUCUUCAAUAUUUUACAACGUCGUACUGCAUGCUUCCAUGCCAAAUUAAUGACAUCAAGACCAUAUUUUCAGCAAUCCGCACAGCUUCUUGAAUCAUUCAGCUCUGAAGAUGUAGCAACAGCUCUUUUCAAUAUCUCCAAAGCGUCUUAUUCAAAGGUUACCGACGAAAGAAUUAAUACGCUCAUGAAGCACAUUAAAGUUGUUGGUGGACAUGUUAUGGGUUCAGCUCAUUCACGAUCGGCUCUUCGUACGAAAAUUCAAUCGCUGUGCUUUAGUCUCGGUCUUCCAAGCCUUUUCGUAACAAUCAAUCCGGCCGAUAUACAUAGUCCAGUAGCACUCUAUUUUGCAGGUGUUGAUCUCGAUCUUGAUAAGGUUCUACCAGAAGUGUUGCGCACAAGUUAUGAACGUGCUCAAAUUAUCGCAACACAUCCUGUUGCUACUGCAAAAUUUUUUAACUGUUUGAUAAAGAGCAUUUUGAAAUGCCUCGUGAUGGGCGGUGUACUUGGUCCUACAAAGGGAUAUUUUGGCACUGUAGAGAAUCAAGGCCGAGGAUCGCUUCAUUUACAUCUCCUUAUUUGGCUCAAUCAUGAAUAUACUCCAGCACAGUUGAAAGAAAACAUUCAAAAUCAAGAUUUUCGUGAUAAUUUACUAAAAUAUUUAGAAGAUGUUGUAAAAGAAGAUCUGGACCUAUUUCGAGGUAACACAUCUAGCACUGUUUGA
This is a messenger RNA of Rotaria sp. Silwood2, 1350 nucleotides long. The record is from the annotation of a GenBank genome assembly. NCBI's taxonomy places the organism in Eukaryota, Metazoa, Rotifera, Eurotatoria, Philodinida, Philodinidae.